CGUCGCGAUCGGCGGUGUUGCCUCUCGAUCUGUGAAUAUAGGGCUUCUAGUUAUAGAUUUCCGUUGUUGUUGUUGUUACGAGACAACAAAAACCCACUACCGGAUGACCAUCGUACUGUAAUACAUAGUAGGCCGAAGGCUCAAAACUGACGAGUCACAAACACGUGUGGUGCAGCAACGAUCAAAGUAAACUAGUUUUGCUGAGUAGUUUGGAAAAUUAUACGGGAACAAAACCCAAUAAUUUAGAGGGUUUGCUUUGAAAAAGUGAUUGUAGGGGCAUAACUUUCUAAUUUCUAACCAGGAGGCUCGAUUGUUUUACGUGGAAAGUGAAUCAGUGUUUUUUCAAGUGAUUGUCCAGGUUUUUUACUAUUAAACAAUGGCAGCGGAAAUAAAGUUCGACGAGAAUAAGACCCCGUACAUUCAGCUGGGCGAACAUUACCAGACGCGUCUCGAGAACGACGAAUACACCGACGCCAAGUCCAAGGAAAAAGCCGUCCGGGAGCUGCGAGAAACGCCGGAGAUUGUAGCCGAAGCCUUCAAGGACUUAAGGGCCAAACUGCAAGAUGAAAAAUCCCUCUACGUUCCCAUCGACGAUGAUUCGUUUCUGGUCAAAUUUCUGCGGCCCUGUAAAUAUUACCCAGACAGCGCUUUUGCCUUGAUGCAACGCUACUACCGCUUUCGGCAGAAACAUCCGGACCUGUGCGACGAUCUGUUUCCGGCCACGGUGAAGCACGUCUUCGCCGAAGAUCUGAUAUUCUUCCAGCCGCUGCGCGAUCAAAAUGGCUGCCGGGUGCUCAUUUUGGAAGUCGGCAAAAAAUGGAAACCAUCCAAGAUCGGGUUGACCGACCUCUUUCGGGCCCUGCAAAUCGCCCUGGAAGCUGGCAUGGAGGAACCCCGCACCCAGCUGAAUGGUGCCAUGGUGAUUCUGGACAUGGAUGGCCUAUCGCUGACCCAGAUCAUGCAGUUCACGCCUCGUUUUGCGGCCCUGGUCGUCGAGUGGGUCCAGGAAUGCACGGCCCUCCGACUGAAGGGAGUUCACGUAGUUAACAACUCGUACCUGUUCAACAUGCUUUACACCAUCUUCAAGCCAUUCUUGUCCGAGAAACUGCGGAAAAGGGUCUUCUUCCAUAACAAAAACUGGAACUCCCUAACGUCACACAUUGGCAAGGAGUACUUGAGGCCACGCUAUGGAGGCACCUUGGAUGCUCCGGACUACGAAGGCCGUCUGAUCGGGGACCUGCUCACAAUGUAUCAGAAAGAAUUCGAAGUUGCAAAUUCCUACGGUUAUACCAAGAAGCCAUAAUCUUUUCGGAGUAACAAAUUAAGGGAACAUCGACUUGUACGUUUUCUAACAUCGAAAAAGGAAGGAUAUUAUCAACUAGCUUCAAAAUAUCUAAAAUUGUUUAGGAAAAAGUGCAAAAACAAUUGCUGUGAUUAGGAAAAAAUCGGUACGCAUCGGUAACCACAUUUGUAACUAAAAUUAGGAAUCAUUCUGUUACCAAUGGCCUAGGUUAAGGAUGAAAUCAAUGAAUCAAUAAACAGAAGACACUAUUUAUUGAGCUAACCUUUACAAGUGCUGGUGCGAGCACAGCGGUGGUUGUACAAUAGUUUUAGGUAUAAACAAAACGACUAGAAAAAG
Uranotaenia lowii is the source of this 1639-nucleotide messenger RNA. RefSeq names its product clavesin-1-like. Lineage: Eukaryota; Metazoa; Arthropoda; Insecta; Diptera; Culicidae. Gene Ontology annotation, cellular component: membrane. The record is from RefSeq and is a predicted model, not a curated record. The transcript is spliced from 6 exons. Gene Ontology annotation, molecular function: phosphatidylinositol bisphosphate binding. The coding region runs from base 377 to 1303 and encodes 308 amino acids.